Girardinichthys multiradiatus is the source of this 1081-nucleotide messenger RNA. Its product is annotated as olfactory receptor 146-like. The coding region runs from base 110 to 1054 and encodes 314 amino acids. Gene Ontology annotation, molecular function: olfactory receptor activity; G protein-coupled receptor activity. Lineage: Eukaryota; Metazoa; Chordata; Actinopteri; Cyprinodontiformes; Goodeidae. Gene Ontology annotation, cellular component: membrane. The record is from RefSeq and is a predicted model, not a curated record. The transcript has 2 exons. Gene Ontology annotation, biological process: G protein-coupled receptor signaling pathway.
GUUGGCAUAACUCCCUGAUGAUUGGAUGUCUUUAUAAAACCGACAGAGGUUCAGCUCUGUUGCCUCAUGGUUCAACAGUAAAUAAAGAGGAAGAUCCAGUUUCAGACUGAUGGAAAAUUCAACGUUCAACAGCUUCCUCCUGCAGAUGGAAGGAAUCAGCGUUACAUCGGCUUCAAUGUAUCCUCUCUUUUUCUUCUUUCUUUUCAUCUACCUGUUUAUCGUGAUAUCAAAUGUAGGCAUAAUAAUCCUGGUUAUCAUUGAUAAAAGCCUCCAUCAGCCCAUGUACCUGCUGUUCUGUAACCUGCCUUUUAAUGAUAUUCUUGGUAACUCGUACAUGGUGCCUCGUCUGAUGUUUGAUAUCUUGCAGCCUCCGUCUGAGCGCCUCAUCAGCUACAAUGAGUGCGUUCUUCAGGCUUUCUUCUCUCACGUGUUCGGCACCACUUCCCACACGGUGCUCAUGAUCAUGGCCUUUGACAGAUAUGUUGCUAUCUGUAAUCCUCUACGUUACUCUGCAAUAAUGACCAACAGAAUGGUGAUGAAGCUGACGGUCUCCGCCUGGGGGGUGGCCUUUGUUCUGGUCGGUGUUCUGCUGGGUCUGACUAUACGGCUGAACCGAUGCAGAACUCUCAUCACUAAUCCAUACUGUGACAACGCCUCGUUGUUUAAGCUGUCCUGUGAGAGUGUGGUGAUUAAUAACAUCUACGGCCUGACCUUCACCGUGGUCCUUCUUACGUCCUCAGUCCUCAGCAUUGUCCUCACCUACACUAGGAUCACUUUGGUGUGUUUAACCAAUAGGAACAAAUCUCUGAACAGUAAAGCCCUGAAGACCUGCAGCACUCACCUCUUUGUCUACAUGAUCAUGUUUGUUUGUGGGAAAUUCCACAUCAUUCUGCAUCGUUUCCCUCAGUUUAUAGACUACAGGAAGCUGGUUGCUAUUCUUUUUCAUAUUGUUCCCGGCAGCCUGAACCCCAUCAUCUAUGGAGUUCAGUCAAAUGAGAUCAAGAAAUUCUUCUCAAAGUUGUUCCAGUCCAGAAAGGUUCUGUCUUCAAAAUGAUGGAUAUCCAAACACAGAACAUGGGUC